This is a messenger RNA of Cololabis saira (Pacific saury), 3054 nucleotides long. RefSeq names its product visinin-like 1a (gene vsnl1a). Gene Ontology annotation, molecular function: calcium ion binding. The transcript has 4 exons. NCBI's taxonomy places the organism in Eukaryota, Metazoa, Chordata, Actinopteri, Beloniformes, Belonidae. The record is from RefSeq and is a predicted model, not a curated record. The coding region runs from base 309 to 884 and encodes 191 amino acids.
GAGGGAGCAGCAGAGAGUCUGUCUCCUCCUCUCCAGCAGCACUCUGUGUUCAGCAGCAUCUUCCUACGGACCUGCGCCGCGCACAAACUCACUUCUCUCCAUCAAACCACAAAAGAAAACCCCCAAAACAACAACAAACCCCUUAAGAACAGAAACCCGAAGCUUGUCGUGGCUGUUUUAUCCUUCACCCCCCCUCCGUCCUCGCAGGGUGGUUUUUUUCUUCUUGCAGUCACUCCAGACAUCAGACCACCGGACUUCUCUCGCUGACUUCUCACUCUCGCAAGGAAUAAAAAACAACCAGACAGAAAAUGGGGAAACAGAACAGCAAGCUGACCCCUGAAGUGAUGGAGGACCUGGUGAAGAACACGGAGUUUAACGAGCACGAGCUGAAGCAGUGGUACAAGGGAUUCCUGAAGGACUGCCCCACCGGCCGGCUCAACCUGGAGGAGUUCCAGCAGCUCUACGUCAAGUUCUUCCCUUACGGAGAUGCGUCCAAGUUUGCCCAGCACGCCUUCAGGACCUUCGACAAGAACAGCGACGGCACCAUCGACUUCAGAGAGUUCAUUUGCGCUCUGUCCAUCACGUCCAGAGGCAGCUUCGAGCAGAAACUCAACUGGGCCUUCAACAUGUACGACCUGGACGGAGAUGGCAAGAUCACACGCGUGGAGAUGCUGGAGAUCAUCGAGGCAAUCUACAAGAUGGUUGGCACGGUGAUCAUGAUGAAGAUGAACGAGGACGGCCUGACGCCCGAGCAGCGGGUGGACAAGAUCUUCUCCAAGAUGGAUAAGAACAACGACGACCAGAUCUCGCUGGAGGAGUUCAAGGAGGCGGCGAAGAGCGACCCGUCCAUCGUACUACUGCUGCAGUGUGACCUCCAGAAAUAGGCCCGCGCGCCGCCGGCCGCCACGGACUGCACAGAAAGAAUUUCAUGUUCCAUUCAGUUUGCAGCUAUUUCCACUGAAAAAAAAACAACAAAAAAAAAUUUGCUUGGACUACCUUUCAAUGGAUCUGCUUCUUGUGUUUGAAACACUCGUGUGCAUGAGAAUGUUACUUGCUAUAAAAAGAUCUACACACAACAUUCAGCCGUGUGCGGGUGCAACAGUGCGAGUGCACGCUCACACCACAAAUACACACACACACACACACACACACACACACACACACACAUACACACAUUUCUCACUACAUAUACGAACAACUCGCACAAAUAAUAUAGAUAUAUAAAUAUGAAUAUAUAUUUAAAUUAUUUAAAGAUCAACUGCCAAAAUGUGAAGUGAGCAAAGUAUUUUCCACACAGUUUCAUCCUCCUGGAGCUUGCGCAUCGGUGAUGUGCCGCUACUCUAUUUAUUGUUCCGAGUUUACUGACUGCUAGCUGUAUGUAUCUCACGACACCGCCAACCGAACCGAACCACGACGAUGUCCGACCCGCCUCGAACACGCAGACGCUCCAGAACCCGACCUCUCGGGGGUUCCGCUCCGGGAGGGACGGGUUCGCGUCCGUCAGAGUUUCCCCUCCGAAAACAUGCUUGUGCCGUCAGUAAAUGCCGUAAACGUGGUUAAUUUGCAUGCCUUUAGGUUCUGCCUUAAAAUGAAUACUCUUAUUUUCAUCCGGCGGUUGGAGACAGAAGGCCUUAUCAGCGCAGCGCGGGAUCUUCACCAGAUCUUCACCAGAUCUGGGGGGAGAGAAAUACAAGAAAAUAAAAGUGUCGUUGUAUGGGAUGUAAUUUCCGUGAUCCCUUCAGACAUUUACUUUUGACUGCUUUAACUGUGGGAGCAUGUUUCCUUGUAGAUUAGCUGUGCUAUUUGUUGCAGACAACCCCCCCCCCCCCCAUCCAUCCCACCCUGCGCGCGCAUUUCAACUCACUUCUUCAUCACGAAUGACCAGAUUCUGAAUGUGGAGAGCUGCAUCAUUUAUUUAAUUAAAAAAAACAGAUUAAUUGGUACAUUUUUGAAGUCAACUAUAUGUAAGCCGAUGAGAUCAAACAUUUACGUCAGGAUUCCCCUGAGUAGUAAUGAAAAAGCUGGAGUCAAAUUAGAUUAAAAAAAAAGGAGAAAAUUGGGAUUCAUCAACAGCUGCAAAGCCUCGUUUUAUGUUUUUUAAUCACUUACUUUUCAAUGAGCCCACAGUUUGCAUAUCGUUAUGAUGAAUUCUGAAGAGGAAGACCUUAGAUAAUUAAUCAUAACUACGCGCUACAGUAACGAGAGGAGCCGUGGGCGGCAUUUCAUCAAGCAACCUGGAAAACACGUUCACUGUUUAGUACAUCAGAAAACCCCGCCCUUCUCAGUCCUUUAAAGAACUCCUCUUUUACCAAUGUGUCUUUUUUUGUACUUUUUUUGUUUAAACUCCUUUUUCUCACACAUAUAAACAUAAUGAUGCUUAUUAAACAUAAUGAAGUAGAGAAGUUGCAUACAGCUGGGUAUCAACAUCCGGGUCAGGGGCGAGAAGAAAGGCUGCACAUCUGCACCAACCGUCAGCAGAAAACUCUUAGCUGGAGUCUAAAUAAUCAUUUUAAAAGCGGUGGAAACCAUCAGGGUUGAUUCUUCAAAGAAGCUGCAAUCCUCGUUGCAGAGGUCCAGUAUGAGAUCACGUGAGAAAGGUGUUGGUGUUUUAUGACGUUGCUCCAGCAGAUCCUCAUAUGACAGACAUCAAAAUGGCAACUUGUAUCUUUAAACAUCUUUGCAUGGCCCUGACAUAUUACAAACUCAAUUAAUCAGUGUUUUAACGAGCGAGUGGAGGACGAGAGAGGUGUGGCGUGUCAUAGUAUACGGUACUGCAAUAAAGAUAUUCGGUAUAUCGUGCUGGUCCAUUGUCAUCCCUCAGCAAUGUGGAUCGUCCCUGUCAAGUUUCUAAUCUGAACUUCUUUACGUGAGCAUCUUUGGCCAGACGAUGUUUCCAAGUUCAACUCUGUAUUUACUAUUGUUGCUAUCAAGAUACCAAAUGUAAGCAAUGGCAACCCUGUACCAGGAUUUUUUUGUAGCAUGUAUUGUGUCCCUGACGACAUGGCUGCACUACUCCCUGUGUUGUGAUUUAAUCUAAUAAAAGGAACUCUAUGG